Elaeis guineensis (African oil palm) is the source of this 1648-nucleotide messenger RNA. RefSeq names its product PTI1-like tyrosine-protein kinase At3g15890. Lineage: Eukaryota; Viridiplantae; Streptophyta; Magnoliopsida; Arecales; Arecaceae. The record is from RefSeq and is a predicted model, not a curated record. Gene Ontology annotation, molecular function: protein kinase activity; ATP binding. Gene Ontology annotation, biological process: protein phosphorylation.
ACACUACGGCAUAAAUCGUCUCUCUAGAAAGUUGAACGACCAGCAAAGUUAAGCAUCCAACGAGAGGAAAGAACGAGGCAGAUAGCCACCCACAAGGCCACAAAAACUAGAGACCGAGCUGUUCAUACGAGUUCAAGAGACGUUCGCUGGCCCUUGUCGUCACGUAUAACGCCACUUCUCUCUCUUUGUCAAACAAGAAUUCCGAGGAUCCUUAGGGACCUUCACCAUCCACACCCCUUCCUCCUUUCUUCGUUCCUUGGAGAUGCUUCAGAUGCUUCAGAGAUGCUGCUGUUGCUUCUCCGGCGAAUUAGGAGCAAAGCCCCGAUCAAAGAAGAGCGAUGACUAUCCAUGGGAGAACUACACCCUUAAAGAUCUCAUCCACGCGACCAACAACUUCAAUAACAAGAACAAGCUCGGCGAGGGUGGCUUUGGGACUGUCUAUUUUGGCCAAACCAGCAAAGGAGAAGAGAUAGCAGUGAAGCGGCUGAAGGCCAUGACAGCCAAGGGCGAAAUGGAAUUCGCUAUCGAAGUAGAGAUCCUGGGAAGGGUGAGGCACAAGAACCUGCUGAGCCUUAGAGGAUUCUACGCAGGUGGAGAUGAAAGGCUAAUUGUCUAUGACUACAUGCCCAACCUCAGCCUCAUCAGCCAUCUCCACGGUCAACGCGCCACUAACCUCCUGCUGGACUGGCCUCAGAGGAUGAAGAUCGCCAUCGGAGCCGCCGAGGGACUAGCGUACCUGCAUCAUGAGGCCAGCCCCCAUAUCAUCCACAGGGACAUCAAGGCCAGCAACGUCCUCCUUGACGCCAAUUUUAAUGCCAAGGUGGCCGACUUUGGAUUCGCGAAGCUGAUACCGGAAGGCGUCAGCCACCUGACGACGAAGGUGAAGGGGACGCUGGGCUACCUGGCGCCCGAGUACGCCAUGUGGGGGAAGGUGUCGGAGAGCUGCGACGUGUACAGCUUCGGGGUGCUGCUGCUCGAGAUUGUGAGUGCCAGGAAGCCGAUCGAGAAGCUGCCAGGCGGCGUCAAGCGGGAAAUUGUGAACUGGGUUACGCCGCUGGUGGAGAGGGGCAGGUGGGAUCAUGUAGCAGACUCUCGGCUGGGAGAAAAGUUAGACAAGGCACAGCUGAGGAAUGUGGUGGAGGUGGCGAUGCUGUGCACUGAUGGCAAGCCGGAGAACCGGCCCACGAUGCUGGAGGUUGUGGAGCUUCUCAAGAGUGCUGUGCGGGAUAGGAGGACCAAAGAGGUGGUGCUGAAGGAUGAGGAUGAUGGUGGGAUUGGCGAGCCUUCUUACUCUGAGAAGAAGAGCUGGAAAACAUCAAGAAUGAGGUGAUAGUGUUUUCUACGUAGGGAAUAUGGUAUUGCUGAUGCAUGUAUUCAAUCUUGGGCAAGGAAUUAUUUGCAAUCAACAACAAAAUGUAUAAGUUUCGGGCCCAAAUCCGGCCAAUUAGUCACUGCAGAAAGGGAAUUAAGAUGUCUGAAGCAACUAAUUAUCUCGUGUUGGUUCCGUGGAGGGUCAGUAGGAGAAACUCGGCUCACUCUCAACACCUAGGGUUGAAGUCAUUAUUAAAUUUGGAUAAUGGUGAAUUGUUAAUUUGUAUUCGCAUAUACAUACAACAGGACUGUUUGAUAUUGGGUGGGGAUUGGAUUA